AUGAGGGCUCAAAACCUUGAUGACCACAAGAUUGCAAGUCUUCUUGCUGCAGCGAAGUGGGGGCUGCCUGGGUCGACCGUGGCGGAGAAAGUGGAGGAAUUACUACUCAGCAGCUGGACGACCGAGAAAAAAAGUGCUGACGACGUCUUCAAGCUCCUGCAGCUGAAAAACGAGGGUGAAACUCUCUUCAAAGAUCCUAGUUUCAGCAGAUGGGUGUCUUACGUGAGGAGCAUUGAUGAAAAGAACGCAGAUACGCACAUGUAUACGAUACUGAGAACGGCCUACGGCGACGACGAGCUGGCGCCUAUGCUUGUUGGUGCAAAGAAGUCCGGCAUGGGUGACGAGAUUUCAAGUGUCAUCGCUGGCAAGAUCGAAGCUAUUCAGCUCGAAAAGUGGCUGAGUGACGGGAAAACCGCGGUUGAUGUCUUCAAGCUACUCAAAAUUGAGAAUGCAGUGGAGAACGCGGUAUGGAAUCCUCGAACGAGGAUGUGGGUGGACUACGUGACCGAGUUGGACUCGAAGAAUGCGGACGACGUCAUAUUCACGGUACUCAAGUCGUACUACAGCGACGAAAAGAUCGGGGAAAUGAUCCAAUUCGGAUGGUACAGCAACGCUGAUAUAGCCGAGAGGCUCGCCAACACCGCGAUAGCGAAGUGGCGGCAAGAUGGCAAAACGGCGGACAACGUCUUCGACUUUUUACUGAAGGAUCAUCACCGAUAUAUUUUUGAGACGCGCGACAUACACACGUGGGUCUCCUACGUGACCAAGAUGGACAAGGAGAGCCCUUACAAGACGAUGUUUGAGGUGUUACAGAAGCGUUUUGACGAGAAGCAGCUAGGCGACAUGCUUUAUAAGGCGGAAAAGGUCGGUGGUACCAGAGAUAUUGCUGUAAAGCUGGAGCUGGAGCUGUGGCUCAGCCAAAAGAAAUCCGCUACGGGUGUCUUUACUCACCUCAACCUGGCGAGCGCAGAAAACGAGUUGUUCACGAGAUCGUCUCUUCCGGUUUGGAUCUCGUAUGUCACGAAAUUGGCGAAAAUGGAUGAAGAGAUGGCGUAUGAGGAGAUGCUCUCGGUGCUGACGACAAUUUUCUCCAACAAAAGGCUCGAGCGAAUGCAGACAGUCCCGACAGUUAUCGAUGGGUCGGAGAAGCUUGCAGCAAAACUGAACGCGCUGCUGUUUAAUUUGGCGAAGUCGUAA
Phytophthora sojae is the source of this 1197-nucleotide messenger RNA. RefSeq lists its product as hypothetical. Bases 1 to 1197 code for a protein of 398 amino acids. The transcript has 2 exons. Lineage: Eukaryota; Oomycota; Peronosporomycetes; Peronosporales; Peronosporaceae. The record is from RefSeq and is a predicted model, not a curated record.